Messenger RNA from Capronia epimyces CBS 606.96, 4683 nucleotides. RefSeq lists its product as uncharacterized. The record is from RefSeq and is a predicted model, not a curated record. Gene Ontology annotation, molecular function: protein binding. NCBI's taxonomy places the organism in Eukaryota, Fungi, Ascomycota, Eurotiomycetes, Chaetothyriales, Herpotrichiellaceae. The transcript is spliced from 2 exons. The coding region runs from base 1 to 4683 and encodes 1560 amino acids.
AUGCGACUUCUUCAGCUCAAUAGUGACGGCAGUAUAAAACGAACAGGAUACCUGUAUUCCGGGAUUCAAAUCCCCAAGUAUGCUAUACUCUCGCAUACCUGGCUAGACGACGAGGACGAGGUCAGUUUCGAAGACUUCGACAACGGACAUGCUGAACAGAAGACCGGCUAUGAAAAGAUCCGCUUCUGUGGCGCACAAGCCGCCAAAGAUAGCCUGGAGUAUUUCUGGGUUGACACUUGUUGCAUCCCGAGAUCAAAUAACACGGAGCUCCAGGAGGCUAUCACGUCCAUGUUUAAGUGGUACCGCAACGCUACCAAGUGUUAUGUCUACCUGACGGACGUUGAUGUGUCUGAAGGUGAGGCCAACGACGCGUCCUCCUCACGCCUGUGGGAGUCGGCUCUUCGUCGCAGUCGGUGGUUCACCCGCGGUUGGACGCUCCAAGAACUGCUCGCCCCGGCCUCGGUCGAGUUUUUCUCGGUCCAAGGCACACGGCUGGGCGACAAGAAGUCGCUGGAACAGUACAUCCUUGAGAUAACCGGCAUUCCACCCCAGGCCCUUCGCGGAGAGCCCUUGGCCAAGUUCAGCGUGGCCGAGCGAUUGUCAUGGGCAGAGACCCGACAGACCAAGCGCAAAGAAGACAGGGCGUACUCGCUGCUGGGAGUCUUUGCCAUCUUCAUGCCUCUGAUGUAUGGUGAAGGCGACCAUGCCUUCACCCGGUUACAGCAAGAGAUUGAACGGAAGCACGCCGAGAGUGCCAGACAGGAUGCUCUGCUAUCCACAUUACCUACUGCCCCCCAGGCUGCCUUCAACUCAUUCAACAAUCAGCACGCCUCAACUUGUCUCCCCAACACCAGGGUCGAGCUUCUUCAAAACAUCACCGAGUGGGCGGACGGAUCCGACGACAGGUGUAUCUUCUGGCUCAAUGGGACGGCGGGCACCGGGAAGUCCACGGUUGCGCGUACGGUGGCCAGGACAUAUCAUGACCGAGGCAAUCUAGGGGCCAGUUUUUUCUUUUCAAGAGGAGGCGGUGAUGUCAGCCACAGCGAUAAGUUGUUCACAACUCUUGCCUCCCAGCUGGCGACAAAGAUACCUUCCAUCAGACGUCACAUCUACGGUGCUAUAAUGGCACAAAAGGACAUUGCCGCACAAUCUCUGCGUGAUCAGUGGGACCAGCUGAUUCUCAAUCCGCUCAGCAUGCUUGACACCCGUGCUGCCCCUCCAGCAAUUGUCCUUGUCCUGGAUGCGUUGGAUGAAUGUGACAGUGAGCGAGAUAUUCGGAUCGUUUUGAGACUCUUGGCCACCACGAGGCUGUCGACUGGGAAGGUGCGGUUGCGCAUCUUCAUCACGAGCCGGCCGGAGACUCCGAUCCGCUGCGGCUUCUCCCAAAUCCCAGAAGCGGAGCGCCAGGUCUUCGUUCUUCAGGACAUCUUACCCACCAUCGUGGACCGAGAUCUAAGUCUCUUCUUCGAACACAGCUUCGCCAGCAUCCGAGAAGAACGCGACUUUCCCCCCGACUGGCCCGGGAUGCGAGUCAUCACGCGCUUGGUGGAGAUCUCGUGUGGUCUUUUCAUCUGGGCGUCGACCGCGUGCCGGUUCAUUCGUGAAGGCCGGCGACUUGCCAUGAGACGAAUCACCAUUCUCAUCAAUGGCCAUCGCUCCGGUGCGGGUCCGGAGAAGCAAUUGGACGAAAUCUACACCACCGUUCUCAGAGACUCCACUCAGCAAGGCUACAAUGAAGAGGAGAAACAGGAAGUCUACCAGACUCUCAGAGAGGUUCUCGGUAGUAUCGUGACUCUGUUAUCUCCUCUCUCUACCGAAUCCCUGGUCCAUUUGCUUCGUAAAACGCCACAACAUAUUGAUGAGACGUUGGCGGACUUGCACACCAUCUUCAACAUCCCUGCUCAAAAGAACCGCCCGAUCCGGCUGCAUCAUCCUACAUUCCGCGACUUUCUUCUCAACAAGAACCGGUGCAGUGACUUGAACUUUUGGGUCGACGAGAAGCAGGCACACAGAACGUUGGCCGACAACUGUAUCCAGCUCAUGUCGAGAAUGCUCAGAAGGAACAUCUGUGGCCUCGACUCACCAGGGGCCCUGGUGAGAGAUGUCGACCCCAGUCUCAUUGAGGAGCGCAUACCGCCAGAGCUCCAAUACGCAUGUCUGUACUGGGUCCAGCAUUACCGGCAUAGCGGGACGCGCCUACAAGAUAAUGACCCAGCCCAUCGGUUCUUCCAGAAGCACUUCCUGCAUUGGCUCGAGGCCGUCAACCUGAUUGGGAAGAGUGCUGAGGCGGCGGCAGUGAUCAGAAUGUACCACUCUCUCCUCAUGCCCGCAGACAAUUUGCACCAACUGGCCUUCGUCAAAGACGCGAGACGAUUCAUCUUCGCGUUCCAAUCUAUCAUCGAGUAUGCGCCUCUGCAGACAUACUGCGCCGCUCUUUCGUUCAUCCGGCCUACCAACGAACUGAAGCACCAUUUCGGGCGUGAGAUGCAUCCGUGGAUCAAACAGGUCCGGAUCGCCGAGGCCAUUGCACCAGAAGCCAAAGACGAAUACAACUACGUCAACGACAUAUCGUUCACGCCAGAUGGUCGACAAGUUGCAUCCGGAUCGGUGAACGAGGUGGUCAGGCUUUGGGACGUUGCCACAAAGGCCACUUCCUUCAAACUGGUGGGCCAAACGGAGAAGGUAAGUUCCGUUGCCAUCUCACCAGGCGGAAGGAUGAUUGCCUCGGGCUCGGAUGAUGCCACCGUCAUGGUCUGGGACAUGAGGACGAGAGCCGUGCUUCACAGUCUAGGGGGACAUUCACGCUGGGUCAACUCGGUGGUGUUCUCGCCAGAUGGAAAGCUGCUUGCCUCAGGCUCCAUGGAUGAGACGGUGCGUGUGUGGGAUGUGGUCAAGGGCAAGGAGAUCAACAUGUUUGAUGGAAGCUCAAGCUGUGUGAACUCGGUUGCCUUUUCCCCGGACGGCUCACUCAUUGCUUCUGGCACCGUCGAUUGCGUGGUGCGGCUCUGGGCCGUCGACACCGGCGAGAUUCGGGUAAUGCUGGACGGCCAUUCCGGCUGUAUCAACUCUGUUCGAUUCUCGCCCGACGGCAGGCGGAUCGUGUCUGGAUCGGAUGACAUGACGAUUAGGGUUUGGGACACGGCCACGGAAACCGAAAUCAUGAGCCUGAAAGGGCAUUUGAAAAAGGUUAUGGCCGUGACCUUCUCCCCGGACGCUCGCCUCAUUGCGUCAGGCUCCGAAGACAGGACUGUUCGUCUUUGGAACGCUACUACCGGUGUUACUCUGGCUACGCUCGUAGGCCAUACGAGUGGCAUCAACGCAGUUACCUUUUCUCCGGAUGGCCAGAUCCUCGCCUCGGGCUCCUUCGACGACGAGGUCCGGCUCUGGGCGGCAGAGACGGGCGAGUCGCUUGGAAAGCUGGACGAUUUCGACAGUGAUGAUGUCGAACCCGGCUUCCAGCUGGUCCAGCAGUGGACCAAGGGUGAGGCUACAUCAGACUUGGACUUGGACGAGAAGGGGACCCUCGCGUCUACUGCAGCAACCCUGGUGGAAAAGGAAGAGUUCAAAGGUCACGCCAGCACAGUCCUCUGCGUCGUCCCCUCACCGGAUGGACGGUCAGUCGCGUCCGGCUCACACGAUACCACGAUCAAGGUAUGGACCGUAGAGGGAGUGGAGCGCUUGAAGCUCGAGGGCCAUUCGGGCAGUAUCAGCCAUCUGGAAUUCUCGCCAAACAGUCAUCUGCUUGCAUCGACCUCGACCGACAAAACAGUCAGGCUCUGGAGCAUGGAAACAGGCGCCGAACUACACACACUCAGAGGCCAUUCCGGUACUGUUCGGCAUGCGCAAUUUUCUUCCGACGGCCGCCUUCUCGCCUCAUGCUCCAUUGACAAGACCAUUCGGCUUUGGGACACCGCGACCGGCACGGUCGUCCACAGUCUCGAAGGCCAUGUCGACACGGUCAACCGGGUUGCAUUCUCGGCGGCAGACAAGCACAAUUGUAAUCAUCUUCUCGCGUCAUGCUCGGCAGACACGACAAUCAUGCUCUGGGACCUUGCCACGGGCCAGCGACGCACAACGUUCCGAGGUCAUGUAGACGCCGUCAACUCGGUUGCAUUCUCAAGAGAUGGCCAGAUGCUCGUCUCUUGCUCCGCUGACCGGACUGUGAGGCUCUGGACGACAGAAAGUGGAACAAUGUGUGGCAUUUUCAAAGGCCAUACGCUUCCCGUCAACUCGGCUGCAUUCUCGCCGGACAACAAGCUGGUGGUGUCUUGUGCCGAUGACGAGACGGUCAGGCUCUGGUCCCUGGAAACCGGCUCUCCGCGCGCCGUCCUGAACGUCGCUGUCGUGGUUCGCGCCGUGGCUUUUGCCAGCAGCAGCAGAGCCAUCCACACUGACAGGGGAGUAUUGGAUGUCGACUCUCUCCCCUUGACUUCUCCUCCUUCUCCUUCUGGGGAACUUGACCUUGACAGCGUCCUUGUCAAUAUUUCCUUGGAAGAUGGUCAACAAACGCUUGCAGACCAUCUCUUUGUGACCAAGGACUGGCUGAAGAGAGGAGCGGAAAACACCCUCUGGCUUCCUGACGAGUAUCAUGCCACGAGCGUGGCUACAACCAGUUCUACUACUUGGGGUGAUGCCAUUGUCUUGGGCCACCCGUCUGGAAGUAUUUCCUUCAUUUCUCUUUAG